GGCAAGUAUAACGAGCAAUUAAAGAGAAUUUAUUCUCAAACUUCUCAAACACGCCUUACUAGUAAUCCCUAUAUAAACAGAUUUAUUUCACGACUAAACUCCAUACCUGAAACAGUCAUGGAAGAAUCACACAGAUCAGACUCGAUUUCUAAAAGACAGCGUCUUGAUUCUUCCAUAGCCGGAGAUAUCACAAACCCUAAAGGCGAGGGCUCUUCUAAGAUCGUCCAGUUUGCUGGCAAUGUCGUCUACAGGUUGUACUUCAAAGGUUUGGUGAGUGACGAGGUGGUGGCUGAGAGUGGAGAAAGGACCGUGACGGCUGGAUUCGGAGUUGCGAUUUGCGACGUGGCGGAUAACUUGUUGUAUGAGAUGAAGGAAUCACUGAGUGACGGCGACGUUAAGCGCAGAGGAGUGGAGAUUAGGGCACUGGUUCAUGGCUUAAGUGAAGCCUUCAACAUGGGGAUCAGACAUGUCAGGAUUCAUUGCGAUGAUUAUCCCAUUUUUCAAUUCAUAAAUGGUGGAGAUAAGCCUACGCAGAACAAAAUGCGUCAGCUAGUGAACGAAGUUUGUCGCCUGAAAGAAAAAAUGGACUCUUGUGAACCUCUUAUGGUUGCACGGAACGAUGUCAAGUUCGCUUUUAAGCUGGCUAGGGAGGCCAUAGUUUCUCACAGCAAGGCAGCACAGGGAGAAACAUGUGCCAUCUGUCUUGAAGACACAAAUGUUGACCGGAUGAUGUUCUUGACUGACGAAUGCCGUCACCGUCAUUGCUUUUCUUGUGUGAAACAGUACGUGGAAGUGAAGCUGCUUAGCGGAGUCGUGCCCACGUGCCUUGGUGAAGGAUGCAAGUUAGAGCUCACCCUUGAAAGCUGCAGCAAGAUUUUGACGCCUAGGGUGAUUGAGAUGUGGAAAAGAAAGAUGAAAGAGGAUUUGAUCCCAGCUGAUGAGAGAAUCUAUUGCCCAUAUCCAAACUGUGCAAUGUUGAUGUCCAAAUCUGAUCUUUCGAGCCAUGCUGACCAAUCGAAAGUUCAAGAAUGUGUCAAAUGCCGUGGACACUUUUGUAUUGAUUGCAAAGUACCAUCGCAUACCGAUAUGUCGUGUGAUGAUUACAAGAAACUACACCCUGACCCUUUAGUUGAUGACAUGAAGCUAAAGUCUCUGGCAAACGACAAUAGCUGGCGUCAAUGUGUCAAGUGUAGGCACAUGAUUGAACUUUCUCAUGGUUGCAACCACAUGACUUGCAGAUGUGGAUAUGAGUUUUGCUACAAAUGUGGGGUAGAGUGGGAGAAGAACCAAAACUCAUGCCCUUCGGGUUGUCUACUCACUGGCCAUCGUGAUUAUGAUGAUGAAGAUGAUGAUGAUGAUGAUGAUGAUGAUGACUCAGAACAUACUUGUGAAGAGGAUAUGUGUGAAUGCUAUUAUGAUGAUGAUGGUGUUCGUUGGCGCGACUGGGAAGACUUUGUGGAUCAUCAACCUCGUGUCUAUGACCUGUCGCCGCUUCCUCCGGGUAUGGAUGUGGCGCCGCAGGGGUAUGAAGAUUUUCACAAUGAAGUAGGCAAUGAUGAUGAAUAUGAUGAUUACAACAAUUACGGUGGCUUAACGGAAUCUGACGAUGACGGGGGGUUUGAGGACUUCUACAGGGAGUAUUAUUCGCUUUAAUCUAUCUUUUUUUAUCAAAAGAGAGAUUAGAGUUGUUUUGGAAUACUUUUCCAUAUUUUCUUUGUUUCUUCCUCCGUUAUGUUUAAAUAACAAUGAAAAUUUUACUUGAUAAAUUAAAGACAGUAUUUAAGUAACAUUCUGC
Raphanus sativus (radish) is the source of this 1795-nucleotide messenger RNA. Its product is annotated as E3 ubiquitin-protein ligase RSL1. Gene Ontology annotation, cellular component: cytoplasm; ubiquitin ligase complex. The coding region runs from base 118 to 1653 and encodes 511 amino acids. Gene Ontology annotation, biological process: ubiquitin-dependent protein catabolic process; protein polyubiquitination; positive regulation of proteasomal ubiquitin-dependent protein catabolic process. Gene Ontology annotation, molecular function: ubiquitin protein ligase activity; zinc ion binding; ubiquitin conjugating enzyme binding. The transcript is spliced from 4 exons. Lineage: Eukaryota; Viridiplantae; Streptophyta; Magnoliopsida; Brassicales; Brassicaceae. The record is from RefSeq and is a predicted model, not a curated record.